This is a messenger RNA of Penicillium taxi, 2232 nucleotides long. Its product is annotated as SH3 domain-containing protein. Gene Ontology annotation, biological process: establishment or maintenance of actin cytoskeleton polarity. Gene Ontology annotation, cellular component: microtubule cytoskeleton; cell tip. The transcript has 7 exons. The annotation marks the transcript as partial. NCBI's taxonomy places the organism in Eukaryota, Fungi, Ascomycota, Eurotiomycetes, Eurotiales, Aspergillaceae. The record is from RefSeq and is a predicted model, not a curated record. Gene Ontology annotation, molecular function: protein binding.
AUGACGAGACCUCCGAUGAUCCGAGCCGAUACCAUGGAUCUACAAGACCAUGAUUCCCCCUCGGCUCAGGACCAUUCCAAACACCCCGAAGAAUCAGUUCCGCUGGGCAGCGGCCGGCCUGCUACCCAUCAGGAACAAACCAUUCGUACAGUCAACCAAGAGUCACAAUCGGAAGCCCAGAAUGGUCCCCCCAUGCACAAUGACCCUGAACACCGGGACGGAAUGGAUGAAUACCAGGACGAAGAAACAGAUGAAAUAAAAGAAAAUUCACAGUACGAUCAUGAGGAUAGUGACUUGGUCGAUGGCGACGAUGAUCUUGACGAUGAUAUGAUGGAUAAGAUCUCUAGCUCUCCUUCUAUUGAUGACGAGGACAUUGAUUUUGAAUUUGUCUAUGCGCUCCACAAUUUUGUUGCAACGGUCGACGGACAGGCCAACGCCGCCAAGGGAGAUACAAUGGUCCUUUUGGAUGAUAGCAACAGUUAUUGGUGGUUGGUCCGCGUCGUGAAAGAUGGGAGCAUUGGCUAUCUCCCGGCAGAGCACAUUGAAACGCCUACUGAACGUCUCGCUCGACUGAACAAGCACAGAAAUGUUGAUCUCUCUGCGACUAUGUUGGGCGACAACUCCGAAAAAUCCAAAAACCCUCUAAAGAAAGCCAUGCGCAGACGAAACACCAAAAACGUCAACUUCGCCCCCCCGACUUAUAUCGAGGCAUCGGAUGUUGAAUACUCUACGGAUGAGGACGACUCUGAACAUGGCGACUUUUUUAAUGAUGAUGAGACUGAAACUGUGGAGUCAGAGGAGGGCGAUGGCCAGGAUCAAAAUGAGGAUAUUGUUGUGGAACCUCUUCGGCCCAAGGGGAACAAGCUUGCAGAACAGCCAGAAGUCCAUGCUCCAGAAAGGAACGAGCCGGUGAGAUCAAGCUCUGAAGGACGGAGAUCAAACGAAGAUCCCUUCAGUGACGACGCAGAACCGACGGUCAAAAAGUCUAGAAAUGGUACUGUACGGAAUACAGAUUCUUUCUUCAAGGACGACACCGCAGAGCCGAAGAAGAUUUCUCUCACGCCAAACUUGCUACGCGACGAGUCUACCAGCAAUAGCACGUUGAGCGAAUGGAAAGAGGGACGCGGAAGCUUCGAGGCUGAUAAGGCAUCUCCGCCGCAGGACAAGUCUAAGGAUGACAAGAAACGCAAAGACAAGAAACCAGGGAUGCUCAGUGGUCUUUUCAAGCGGAAGGACAAGAAAAGCAAGGCUGCGGAUGAUGAAGGGGACGAAUUUAUCACGUCUCCAACAUCGCCGACGUCUCCCACACAAUCUGCAUUCCGUGCAUCACCACAACCCAAGGUCUCCAUGGAAUCCAUUGAAUCGCGGACGGCUAGAUCACCGCGACAGGCUGGUAAUAAGCUACAGAAACAACAACAGACGCCUAUUACACCUACGUCUCCCACAGCAGAACCAAAAGAUUAUGACACUACUCAGACAAUUCGGAAAGUUACAUCUCACAGUAGUAGUCUGGAGGAAACCCGAAGAGCUGUGACAUCUCCUUCCAACUACCAAGAUUCUUCGAAGGGAUCCUCGAAAGAGUCUUUUACUACUACUCACGAGUCUCGAGAGCAAGUGAUAUCUCCGGUCGAUCGACCAUCCAGCGAAGCCAAAUGGAGAGGUCCACACGGUCCAACUGAUGGAUCGUCCGAGCGACUCCAAAAUGGAAAAAUUUCCGUGACAAUUCCUGCCCAAAAGUUUGGGCCGAAGUUGGUUGCUCGCGAAAUAGAACCUGAACCAGAACUCGAACCCCAGCCCGAACCCCAGCCCGAACCCCAGCACGAGUCCGAGGCCGAACCUCAGCAUGAACCUGAAUCAGAGCAUGAAUUACCCGUUGAUGAUGUCUCUCCUGUGGAGGGCCACAUCCCGCUCACCAAUUUCCCCCCGUCGUCCCCUGAAACCGACAUGCACGAAACCAAGGGCAGCUUGACUACCCCUGGUUCGGCGGAUAACCUUUCGGUAGACACUCCCACAUGGAGCGAUGCCAGUCUAAGAUCAUACAUGGAUGAAGAAAACGACAUACGCGAUCUAUAUGUUCUUGUCCAUGACAAAUCAAACAUUCCCCCCGCCGGCCCUGACCACCCCGUUACAGGCCGUCUCUUCAAGGAAGAGAGCAGACGACUCAAGGAGAUGAACAAUCAACUUGAUGACCUGCUUGUUAAUUGGAUGUCCCAGCGGAACAGACAUGGCACG